ACAGACGGAACGACAAGGCUGAUGUUAUGAUGCGAGCAGAAAUUGAUCGAUUGAGGACCGAGCUUCAGAAGAGCGAAGACAACUUGGCAAUGGCCGAAGGAGAGCUUGACAAACAUACUUCACUUGUAACAGAUCUAACGAGAAGAGUCGACGAAUUGCAAGUAAAAGCUGAUGAGGCCGGGCGGUUGAAAGACCAAGUGGACGAGUACCGCCAUGCUGCAGACAAGCUGCAGAAAACCGAGAACGUCAUGGAGAAAUACAAGAAGAAACUCCAGGAAGGCGCUGAUCUUCGGCAGCAUGUCAAAUCACUUGAAAAACAAAAUGCAAAUCUUGUCGACAAAAACGCCUCUUUGGAGGAAGAAUAUCGUAAGGUCGCAGCGUUCAAACCGUUAAUGGAGUCCUAUAAGAAUCAAAUCUCCGAUCUGGAAGGGAAAGUUUCUACGCGUACUCAAGAAUUAGAAACUGCAAAGUUUGAGCUGGAUCAAGUGCGAACG
Serpula lacrymans var. lacrymans S7.9 is the source of this 494-nucleotide messenger RNA. RefSeq lists its product as uncharacterized. Gene Ontology annotation, molecular function: dynein light intermediate chain binding; microtubule binding. The transcript has 4 exons. Lineage: Eukaryota; Fungi; Basidiomycota; Agaricomycetes; Boletales; Serpulaceae. The annotation marks the transcript as partial. The record is from RefSeq and is a predicted model, not a curated record. Gene Ontology annotation, cellular component: centrosome; cytoplasm. Gene Ontology annotation, biological process: cytoskeleton-dependent intracellular transport; cytoplasmic microtubule organization.